UAUUAGAAAUCCUCUAAGAGUCAACACCAAAGACAACUUUCUGGAAAACAACAGGACAACAAAUUACAGCCUCCAGUAACACCAGAGCCAUAGCCCCUCUCUACAGCAUCCCCGAUUCUGAGCUCAGACAAAAUGGAGGAACUGGUCCAUGCUGGAACCAAACUCUCCCACUCUAUUGCUGCAGGCCCCAAGAUAUCAACCAAAAAACGGCGAGCCCCGCAACCACCACAGCCUCUGGGCCCAGCUUGCACUCCCCCUCCUCUUGUGAUAACUCUCCAGCCGCUGCCACAACACCAGGGCCCACACCCUCCUCCAUCUGCUGACCCUGAGGCGCAGAAAAACGCCACGGACAUCCUCAGAAAGAUGUUGGAGCAGGAGGAGGCAGAGCUACAGAACCUUCUGGAGGAACAGUCUCGAAACCCCACCCCUUCACUAAAGGAGCGAAUAGAAAGUUUGAGACGAAGAGCCAAUCAGGUCAGAGUGAAGAUCCAGCAGGAUGUGCGUAAAGGAGCAACUGUAUCUAAGGUGCUGGAAAAGAGAGAGUCAGUAGUUUCUGUUACACCAUCAAGUUUUUCUGAAUUAUUGGAUAUGCUGAGAAAUUGA
Messenger RNA from Sinocyclocheilus rhinocerous, 603 nucleotides. Its product is annotated as leiomodin-2-like. The record is from RefSeq and is a predicted model, not a curated record. Gene Ontology annotation, molecular function: guanyl-nucleotide exchange factor activity; G protein-coupled receptor binding. Gene Ontology annotation, cellular component: cytoplasm. Bases 133 to 603 code for a protein of 156 amino acids. NCBI's taxonomy places the organism in Eukaryota, Metazoa, Chordata, Actinopteri, Cypriniformes, Cyprinidae. Gene Ontology annotation, biological process: G protein-coupled receptor signaling pathway. The transcript is spliced from 4 exons.